GCUGAGGGUAAAAUAAAGCAUGUGAAUCCUGUUUCUGCCGUGUUUUUGGCAUAUUUUAAACAGUUUUACUCACUUUGUAUAUAAUCUUGGCCUGCUUUUGCUGUCUGGAUACGCAAGCUUGAUCAUUUGUGAAUAAGCUGGUUCAGCUCUGACUGGAGAUGAAACCGGAGCACCAGGAUCUCAUCCUGCAGGCGUGCGGUGCUUCGUCCCUGCGUGUCGGUGCAAACAUCCAGACGCUGUGGAGCGGUUACGGGGAGAUCGUCCGGCUGCACCUGGAGGGCUGCGACCGGCCGUCUGUGGUCGUCAAACACGUCAAGUUUCCAGCGGAGGCCGAGCACCCUGGAGGCUGGAACACGGACCGCUCGCACGCACGUAAAGUGAGAUCCUACCAGGUGGAGACACACUGGUACCAGAACUACUCCACCAAUCAGAGCUGUCGGAUCCCCGCCUGCCUGGCUGCUUGUUCCCAUGGAGACGAGAUGCUGAUCGUGCUGGAGGAUCUGGACGUGGCUGGUUAUGAUCUGAGAAGGACCAGUGUGAAGGACAGAGAAAUAAAGGCGUGCCUCAGCUGGCUCGCUCACUUUCACGCUCUCUUCCUGGGCGUGGCACCAGGCGGCCUGUGGCCUGUCGGCACCUACUGGCACCUGGAGACCCGACCGGACGAGCUGGAGGUCAUGGACGACGUCGAGCUUAAAGCAGCAGCCGGCGACAUCGACAGGACGCUCAACGAAUGUCGCUUCAAGACCGUCGUCCAUGGAGACGCCAAGCUAGCCAACUUCUGUUUCUCCCAGAGCGGAUGGGAUGUGGCGGCCGUAGACUUCCAGUAUGUCGGCGGAGGCUGUGGGAUGAAAGACGUUGUGUAUUUUUUAGGAAGCUGCAUGGAGGAGAGGGAGUGUGAAAAGAGAGUACCAGACCUGCUGGAUUUUUACUUCACUGAAUUAAAGGAAGCUGUGAGCAAAGACGUGGACUUUGCUGCUCUGGAGACAGAGUGGAGGGAGAUGUUUGCGUUUGCGUGGACAGAUUUUCAUCGUUUCCUGCUGGGAUGGAGUCCUGGACACUGGAAGAUCAACCGUUACAGUAAAAAGCUGACCAAGGAGGUUCUCCGCAAACUGAAACUGUGACCAGACCCAAAAAAUCUUAACUUCAGAAAACCAGAGAACUGAGUGUGUAGCUGGAAGGUGACCGACACAAACCUGAAAAUGAAUAAAAGACUGUGGAAAUGGA
Plectropomus leopardus (leopard coralgrouper) is the source of this 1224-nucleotide messenger RNA. RefSeq names its product protein kinase-like domain containing (gene pkdc). Lineage: Eukaryota; Metazoa; Chordata; Actinopteri; Perciformes; Serranidae. The record is from RefSeq and is a predicted model, not a curated record.